Messenger RNA from Helicoverpa armigera (cotton bollworm), 4629 nucleotides. It is a transcript of the gene cv-2, whose product is annotated as BMP-binding endothelial regulator protein. Gene Ontology annotation, biological process: positive regulation of BMP signaling pathway. Gene Ontology annotation, cellular component: extracellular region. The coding region runs from base 565 to 2574 and encodes 669 amino acids. The transcript has 8 exons. Gene Ontology annotation, molecular function: BMP binding. Lineage: Eukaryota; Metazoa; Arthropoda; Insecta; Lepidoptera; Noctuidae. The record is from RefSeq and is a predicted model, not a curated record.
GGUGCGGCAGUGUGCGCGGCCGUGUGCCAGUUCAGCAAGUGCAUGGUGCUCGGGGUGCAGCGCAGGUCGCGGCGCGGGAGGCUGUCGGAACUGGUCCGGCGCACGCGCGGGGCAGAGUCUCGCGGCGGCCGGCAGCGACGCGCCACCGGCCAGCCUCGCCACUCAGUGCACGCGCUGCCUCGCCGCCGCCAGCCUGCGUGGCCGAUCGUUCACCACGCUCCUAAACAGCUCCCGAGACCUCCGACGCACGCUCACGUCACACGCGAACUACUACUCAACAUUUACUCCCUUAUUAUUACUGAAAAAAUAACGACCCCCCGAAAACUUUGCAAAUAUUUCUAACACGUGAGUUUCGCCACCGCUGUUUCUGUUUACAUUUUCCGAAGGUGCUAUUUUUUGUAUUAUCAAGUUUCUUUAAAGUGCAUCGCGAGUGAAGUUAUUAUUUUUGACGGUGCUGGAGGAAUCGCGAUACUACAUUUUAAGGUGUUGCGCGUGUGUGGCGUGGCGCUCGAGUGUGAUGCGCGGCGGGUGGAGCACUGGUCGCCGGCGCGAGUAGCCGCGACCAUGCGGGGCCGAGCCGCCCUCGCCGCAGUCCUCAUCGUCUGCUCGAUCCUUGGCACGACCCACGCGUCCUCUGCUGUUAUCAAGGGCCAGCGUGCGCCGUGCUCCAACGAAGGCGAGCCCGUGAAGCUGCAAGACGCAAGACUGGAACAAGACUGGAGCAGCUGUUUCCGCUGUAUUUGUAAGAACGGCUUCGUGGAGUGUCGAAGCGGCGUGGACGAGUGCGGGCAGAUGGAUGACUGUGCGGUCGUGAUGCCUCGCGAGGGGUGCUGUGCGAAGUGCAAGGGCUGCUGGUACAACGGCACGGAGCACGCAUCUCAUACGGAGUGGAACGAGGAGAACAAAGUCCUGAGGUGUGAGGCUGGAGUCAUCACGAUAACGAAGCCGGAGUGCUAUGUGCCCUGUGAAAGGCCCAAACAUCAAAGGCACACGCAUUAUAAUUGUCCUGUUUGUGAUGAGUGCGUGAUAAAUGGGCAGCGCGUAUGGGAGGGUCGCGACGUGCGGAUCCCCGAGGAGCCGUGCUUGUCGUGCCGGUGCCUGCACGGUGCGCUGUCGUGCGCGAAGCGUGCGUGCCCCGUGCUCCCGUGCACGCGGCUUCAGCAGUACACCCCGCCCGGCGAGUGCUGUCCUAAGUGCUUGCAUCCCACCUCUGAGAAAAUAUUACCAAAUUCAGGUAGCACAACGAUGAAACCUUGUAUUAUUGGCAAUAAGUAUCAUGUGCACGCAUUGGACCGUCCGUUCCGUGUGGAUCCGUGCACGGAUUGCACGUGUUUGAACGGCACGGCGGUGUGCACCCGUCACACGUGUCCUGUGCUGACGUGCGGGGCCCGGGCCCUCCCCCCGCCGCCGGGCAAGUGCUGCCCCGAGUGCCCGCAGGUCGAAGAGGCGAAGGCUGCCUGUGUCAUCGGCAGGAAAACUUACCAGGAAGGAGAAACAUGGCAGCUGGAUGCCUGCAAGUCGUGCGAGUGUCACGGAGGUGAGCCGCGAUGUGCCAUGGAGCGGUGUCCGAUCCUCACCUGUCCACCGGACCAGACACUCCGUCAACUGCCUGGACAAUGCUGUCAAAAGUGUGUUGAUAUCGAUGGAAUCUGCACGGUCUUCGGAGAUCCUCAUUAUAAAACUUUUGAUGGAAAGUUCUACAGCUUUCAAGGGUCAUGCAAAUAUCAAUUGGCUUCAGAUUGUGUCAAUGGCACGUUCUCGAUCAGAAUAUCGAAUGAUGCCAGGAAUACAUCUCACUCGUCGUGGACUCGAACAGCAACACUUAGAAUAGGUGGCACUAAAAUCAACAUGGGAAAGAAGAUGAGAAUUAAAGUAAAUGGCCAUAGAGUUAUGUUGCCACAUAAAAUAGAAGGAGUAGCAGAUAUAACCCGCAGUAACGGAUCUGUUUUAUUAAAGGCUGAUAUUGGUAUACAAUUACUAUGGGACGGUGAUGGUUUUCUCGAAGUAACAGUGUCUAGUGUGUAUAAGGGAAAAUUGUGCGGUCUCUGCGGCAAUUUCAAUUCAGUAGCUAGAGACGAUAUGAAAACUCGUGAUGGUAGACUACUCAACGAUACGUGGAGGUUUGGAGCAUCAUGGCGAGUAGGAGGGACGCGAGCGUGUACGCGGCGUCAAAAGCGGCCGGGCCCGAAUAUGUACCGUCAGUCAAAGAUGAUGAAAGCUCGACGGUUGUGUCGCGGGUUUAGGAGAUAUGAAGAGUUUACUGAUUGUGGGACGAAGGUGAAUCCCCAAAAUUACCAAGAGGCUUGCGAGGUGGAUGCGCGUAGCUGUUCGGGGACGCAUUGUCACUGCGCGGCUUACCGUGCGUACGCCCGCGAGUGCGCGCGGGUGGGCGCGGAGCCGCGGAACUGGGCGCGCGUGGCGUGGUGCGAGGGCACGCCGCCGCCGUGGCUGACGCGGCGCCGCAAGGGCCCCGGCCGGGCGGCGGCGCGCAAGGACACCAGCAUCCUGGACCCCAGCGCCGUGCAGAAGCCCAACAACAGCCGCUCGCGGCCACCGCCCCCUAUACUGCACUAAUGUAUUUGUGGCGAUGCUUCUACUAGUCAAAAGCCAGUGUGGCGACGUGAGAGUAUUAUGAAUAUUUCGCAACUGGACUGUAUGUGGGUUGCGUCUGAAAGACAGCAGCCAGCUUUAAAGGGAAUGAAGAUCUAUCUACUUAAACAGUAUUCAUAAAACUAUUUGUAGUUAAGUUAACAAGAAUAUUAUAACUAAGACCACCUGUAUAGCUCACUAUUGCCUCGCCAGUUCCGACCAGCACCGUGUCGCUCAUUCCUUACAACUACAUAUAACAUGAUCAGUUGGUUCGGACUACAGUUCGCUGAAGCUCUGUAUGAAACAAUAGAACUGAUGCAAAGCUCGAUAUGUUCGUAAAGUAGUGCAUUCUAUUUGUUUGCUGGUUGUUAAUAUGUGAUAGGCAAACACUAUGUUUACAUUUAUGAAAAAUAAAUUUAGUAAUUUAUUGCAUUGUAAUACUAAUCGUUUCUGUAAAAUGUGAUAAUUAGCUUUGAAUAUUCAGGCAAGAGAGGGACGUUUGGUAAAACAUAGUUCAAAUUAAGAUCUCAUCUGUAGGUAGUUCUUUACGAAAUCUUAGAUAAAUCUAGCUAUCCGAAGCCAAGAUGCUAAAGAGAUUGUGAGAGAUAUGUAUAGAUGUACAUACAAGCACAUUAUGCAUAAACACUGUUACACUAAGGAAUAGCUGUAAUGUUUUAAUCGAAGACUCUUUGUAAAGCUUAGUUGUUAAAUACGUUACCAAUGAAUUUUAAUAUUUGACUUUGAUGUAUGUAAAAAUAAUUAUUUAGCUGAGGAAAUGUUAACUGUGUGUAUUAUGGUAUUUAUCACAAUUCGUUCAGGCGAAUGUGACAUCGAAUUUUAGUGUCUUAUACGUGCUAAGUGCCAUCAGAAGGCGGCUAAAGUCUACUAAAUUGUGAUAAUGAUAUCUGUCAAUGCCUCAUCGUCUACUUAUAUAUUACUGCAUGUGCGAAUAUCCCUUGAAAUUAUGCGCUUAAAGAUUGUAUAGCGUUUAAAUAUAUGCCAUAGCGUUCUAUAUAUAGGGUGCUUUAUUGUUCGUUUGCAGAGAAUAAGCUUUGUCUUGAUUUCAGUCCCUUGCUACACGGACUUGGAAUCGAGCCAAAAAAACAUUCUACUAAAAUCUGCUAUAGUAUAUUAUUUAUUUAGAAGAACUGUUUGUAAAAAGCCGCUAAACUCUCUCUUCAUUUUAUUAUAUUGAGUUCACCAAGACUACAAAUAACUAUUACGUACUACUUAUUUCGUAUUAUUAAGCAGGGUCUACGUUUUAUGUAGGCUUUUAAGUUAUUUAAGAGGUUUAUUUGAUAUAAUUAAUUUCGUAAGUAAAUUUUAUGUUCAGUAAAUAUGUCCAAUAUUAUUUAACGUACCUAUUUGAAUAAUUUGAGUGAAUCUUAUUCAUUUUAUUUUAAUUGAAUAUUGUAAUGUUGUGGCUACAUUAUCGGAAAACUAAUAAUCUCAAACGACUCUGAUAUUUAGUUCAAUAGUAAUAAUAUGCAAAUCGUCAUAUAUUCAGCGUACUGAAAAAACAACCAGAGUUGUAGUCUCAAUUUAUCCCACCCAAAUUUUCGCUAAGUCUUGUGAUAGGUACUUUUUAACAAAGCAUUAACCAAAUUGGAGUGAUUCGUCCUAAAAUAAAUAAACGACUGCCCAUGCUACCAGAAAGCCGUACCUAAAUUCACGCAAAUUUAUAGAAUUUCUUAGACAAUCCUCAAAUUAUGGGCUAAACAUUUUUUUGUAUGAAUCCCACAAAUGUAGCCACAGUAUAAAAGUUGCAUUUAAUUAAAAUAUGGAUUAAAAUGUUUUUUUUUCUAAAUGGUAGCAACAAAGGCCAUAAGAUAAAAAUUGUCUAUGUCAAAGAAUGUGAGAAUGUGGUAUUUAUAAAUGUGUCAUAAAAUCGUGAAUAAUCCUCGUUAUGUGCGUAUAUUUUAUACAUAUAUUGACCCAAGAUAAAUAAUAUUUUGAAUGUUAUUUAAUUAUUUGGCGAUCCUGAUUAUAUUGAAAACUAUGAACAAAGAAUUACGUAAUAAAUAAUAAUUAUUAUUGAAA